Messenger RNA from Beta vulgaris subsp. vulgaris (sugar beet), 2135 nucleotides. Its product is annotated as transcription factor MYB86. Bases 444 to 1508 code for a protein of 354 amino acids. The record is from RefSeq and is a predicted model, not a curated record. The transcript has 3 exons. Lineage: Eukaryota; Viridiplantae; Streptophyta; Magnoliopsida; Caryophyllales; Amaranthaceae. Gene Ontology annotation, biological process: regulation of stomatal movement.
GAGAUAUCUUAAAACCCAAUCCAUGAUUUCAAUGAAAAUAAAAAGCACUUGCGUAAAACCCACUUGAUUACUUCAUCUUCCUUCACCUUUCUCUCUCUUUUCCCUUCUUCUUCAUACUCUCUUAACUUAAAUCCUAAGUAUGAUUAAUAUUUAUUUUCCUAAGAAUUAAGAAAAUUACAUUAUAAUGAAUUAUAAAGCUAUAAUCUUUACUUUCUUUAAAUAGUGCUUGCUAUAUAUAGUAUAUAUAUCAACAACACUUGACGUGUAUGUGUCUGAUCUCUAGUUUUUCACUAUCGUACAAGAAGCUUAACACUUCUCUAAUUCUCUCUCAAAACAUGUAAUUUUUACUUAUAAAAAGCAAACACUUCAUUUUUUUUUUUUACACUAUAGUUUUUGUCCUUACAAAAAUAUUAUCAUCUAUCAUAAAUUCUUAAAAACAAAGUAUGGGGCGCCAUUCUUGUUGUGCAAAACAAAAGUUGAAGAAAGGGUUAUGGUCUCCUGAAGAAGAUGAGAAGCUCUAUAAUCACAUUACUCGAUUCGGCGUCGGUUGCUGGAGCUCCGUCCCUAAGCUUGCUGGUUUGCAAAGGUGUGGUAAGAGUUGUAGGUUGAGAUGGAUUAAUUAUUUGAGACCAGAUCUUAAGAGAGGAAUGUUUUCUCAAGAAGAAGAAGGUCUUAUUAUCAACCUUCAUCAAAUUCUAGGAAAUAGGUGGGCUCAGAUAGCAUCACAGUUGCCAGGAAGAACUGAUAAUGAGAUAAAAAACUUUUGGAACUCAUGUUUAAAGAAGAAGCUAAUGAAGCAAGGGAUUGACCCACAAACUCAUGAACCUAUUAUCAGCAACAACAACAACAACAACAACAACAACAACAACAACAACAACAACAACAAUGGUUGCAAAAACACAACUGAUAACCAAAAAACACUCAAAAUGGAACAACCUUAUCCUCUCAGCACAACAGAACUAACAAAUACAAGCGCAUCAGUAGUGCGCAGUUGUUCACUCUCAUCAUCGUUGAACUCACAGUACAGUUUAUUACAACCUGCUACUUAUCUUGGGUCUUCACAGAGUUAUCUUAGUCUACUUAGGCCAAUGAUUGAGUCACAGGCGCAGUCACAGUCGCGGUCGCAGUCGCAGCAGUUCAUGCUUCCAAGCAGCUUCAUUGAUAAUUUGGAGGGAGAAACUUUAGGUUCAGAAUCUCUGAUAUUCAAUGAAGGGAAAGAGUCUUCUAGUAGCAGUUCAAACAAUAAUAAUAAUAUCAUGAAAAAUUCUAGUACUGCAAGGUUUUCCUGGGAAAGUAGCACUGAUGAUCAGCUGAAGAACAAGUUUGAGUCAGAAAUUUUCUGCCAGUUUUCUGGUAAUUAUGGUGGAGGGUUGAUCAAAAUGGAAGAAGUUAGUCAUGAUCAAACAAGUUCAUGGGAGGAGGAUCAGCUGAAGUCGUUUUCAUUGCCUGAAGAUUUAGUAACAACAAGUGGUGGGAAUUUCGAUUACUUUUUGCAGCACAUAUCUUGAAGCGAUUCAUAUAAGUUCCAAUAAGUUCUGAUAAAUUUUAAUAGGGAACUCAUAUAUACAUGAAAAGCGGUUUGUUGGGUACAUGUGUGAGUAAUUAAAUCCCAAUUCCCACAUCGAAAAAUUAUACUGGAGUGUUCUAUAUACGACUUUAAUGGGUUCAUUUCUUAUUACCAAUUAGUUUUGAGAUGGAAGCUCGAGCUACUUUUGCUAUCUAUAGUCUUAGCAAGUAUACCCCGAGAUGUUGAAAGAGCAUAUACAGCACUUAAAGAUGAAAAGAAAAAUGAGAUUUGGGGAUUGGUUGGGGGUGGGAGGGUUAUUUGAGGGUAAUCAUUUUAUUUGUUGAUCCUAAUUUGAUUAUUUAUUAGUCAGUUUGAUGGGAUUUUUCGAUUUUGACGUCUAAUAGUGAGAAAGUCAUAAUCAAGAUGUUAUUUUGUGAUUGCUUUCUGCAUUCUUUACAGCGGGAGAAAUGGUGAAUAGAAUAGUGGUGUUAAUUUGUUAUGAUGCUAUCUCAUGUAUAGAGUCUUAAAUUGAGUGAAAAUAAUUUUGUGGUCCAUAAAUUCCUGUCUCCCAUAUAUAUGUAAUAUGUGUAACUAGUCUUAAAUUGAGUGUAACAAGAAUUUGGUGGUC